This is a messenger RNA of Esox lucius (northern pike), 4233 nucleotides long. RefSeq names its product calpain-15. Gene Ontology annotation, cellular component: cytoplasm. Gene Ontology annotation, molecular function: calcium-dependent cysteine-type endopeptidase activity. NCBI's taxonomy places the organism in Eukaryota, Metazoa, Chordata, Actinopteri, Esociformes, Esocidae. Gene Ontology annotation, biological process: proteolysis. The transcript has 16 exons. The record is from RefSeq and is a predicted model, not a curated record. The coding region runs from base 972 to 4160 and encodes 1062 amino acids.
GGUGAACGCACUGCUCCGUAGCCUACUACUCGCCGCUGAAAACAGACUAUAUGUCGUAAAGGUUUUAAUAAUGGCAGGACCGUUCAGUUUAAGUUAUUCUUGCGCGGCAUGGUUGCCGGUAAACCCAGGUAUUAUACCUGACUCGGCAAACGCGUUUCUCGAGAAUGACGGCUGAUGCAAAAGGAAAACGAUAGCAUACUACCCCGCAUAUCUCUACGGUUCCCGACAACUAUAAAGCGGGUAGACUUUCAGCGCCGCAGCAGACAGAGGUCGUUUGGAACACUACAGUACGAGUGGUGAGCGGUGAGCGCAGGCGAGAUUAUCCCGGUUUUGUGUUUAUUAGUUUUCAUGAUUUAAAUCGAUGUAGGUAAAUAACUGAUGGGAUUUUGAAUUGGUAGGUUUUAUUAGUCUCUCGUGGAAUAAAACCGCACACAGUUCGGCGACAGCCUAUCCUUACUCCGGUAUGGAGUACCGGGACAUGCUUUCUGAAUAAAUCAUGAUGUUAUAGAUGUUCCCGAAGAUGAAAGGCAUUAUCAGAAUCUUCUUAUGCAAUGAAGGGAUUUUCCAUUGUGAAUUGUGUUUUUCCCCCCGCUGGCCUAUCCAGCAGGCAAAAGAGGACACCUACUCUUUCCCACACUCACUGGAAGUUUUUUUUAAAUGACUGAACCAGACCGAGCAGAACCACACCAACCUGUUCAGAGCUGACGUGGACACAUGGACAGUAUGAGAAGGAAAGUAAAAUAACCUAAAUUGGUUCAGGUUAGCAUCCAGUGUGAAAACUGUGGUCUACACCUCAGCAUGAUGGGGGUUAUCAGUCCAUCCAAACCCAAAGACACAAUUAUGCUAUGUUACAUUUACUGUCAGCAUUUCAGGACAGUACCUUUUCAUUUUGUUUGGCAGGCUUGACUUUGGUUUUGUAACACCCUUCACGACAAAGAAGUAAAGCAUGGGUGCAUGUUAACUCUCUUUUCAUGAGACUCAGAACCAUGGGGAGCUCCACGUCCUCCCUCAAUGAGGACCCUGACAGUGAUUAUCAUGAAGCUUGUGGGCGUCGGGGCUCCGACCGGGUACCCUCCCCUGUCAUGGGUUGCCUGAGGAGCAGCCAGAGCACCCCUGUUUGGGGGGCCAGCUUCAUCCCAGCUCUUCAGCUGCAGCGGCCCACUUCUGGCCACCGUGAGCGAAGUUACUCUUCUGGUUCUAUGGGGGUCCGUGGGAGCAGCAGGUGGUCAUGUGCCCGCUGUACCUUCCUGAAUGCCAGUGGCGCAGCUAGGUGUUCUGUCUGCGAAGCUUCGCGCAAGAAACCUGAAUCCCGACGGCUGCUACGUCUGACCAACAGGGAAGAACGUCGUUGGCCUUGUCCUUGCUGCACACUAACCAACCCCCCCAGCAGUCAUGUCUGUUCCCUGUGUGGAGCACUGCAAAACACAGCCCGUCCCCAGGACCCACCCAAACUGCACUCUGAUAUUCCUCUACCUGCACCUUCUUCUGGGUGUGCCGAACCACCAGACCCCUCCCAAGUAAACCCAGAACAGCCCUGUGAAGGCUCACAGCAGCCGCCAAGCCAGAAUCAAGACAUGAUUGGUGGGCUGGGGGGAACUUCCAAGGUAACUGAGCAUGUAGCCUACCAUCAGGGCUGGGAUUGCCAAAGGUGCACCCUUCAGAAUACUGCCGUGUCCGUAUCCUGUUCUGCCUGCGGCGGCCCCCGGAAAGUCCUGCUCCCCAACAUUCCGGUCGAGGCCCUGGUGGUGCCUUCUGUGCACACGGGCACCCUGGCAGGGAACGUGGAACCAACCAAGCACCUGGAAGAUUCUUCGUCAGUCUCUGCCUUCGUUGGGGAAGAUUCCAUGCCUGAGGACAGCCUUCUUCCACCGUCGCUGCAGAAUCGCCCUGUAACGUGCAGUCGCAGAGAGGUCCCACCCCCUCAGAAGACUUUCCUCAGCUCCACGUCGCCACCCUCUGGCUUGCAGCUGUUGGAGCCCGAACAGUCUCUCCUCAGCAGCAGCAGGCGUCUCAGUGUCCUGGAGGAGGAGAUGAUUUCCCCACAGACACCCGUCAUGUCCAGUGCUCCCUCAGCUCACUCAGCCCUUGUUGGAGGAGUGAGAGACAAAGAGGAGGCGAAGAAAGGAGGGAUGGAAAGAUCAAGGGAGAAAGAAUCAUCGAUCCAGUGGGCAUGCCAAGCAUGCACACUUCUCAACGAGGUGAAGGUUAAACACUGCGUUGCCUGCCACACACCCCAGCGCUGCCUGGAGCCGAGCAGGUUGCAGGCCACACCCUUCAGGAGGAAGGAGAGCAUACUGGCCGAGGCCCAACGUCAGAACGACGAGGGAGAAGCCAAGGAACUCUGGGAAAAUAUUGUCCGUUUCUGCAGAGAGAAUGCUGUUACAUUUGUGGAUGAUAGUUUCCCACCUGGUCCGCAGUCUGUGGGGUUCCCAGAUGGGGACGGCGUUCAGCAGCGGGUCAAAAAGUGGCUCCGCCCCCAAGACAUCAACAGCAGCAAUGUUAAAGACAGAGGGCUGAAAUGGUCCGUCUUCCGCAAACUCAGACCAUCUGACAUCCUGCAAGGCCUUCUGGGAAACUGUUGGUUCUUGAGUGCACUGGCUGUACUGGCAGAGCGUCCUGAGCUGGUAGAGAAGGUGAUGGUAACACGGUCGCUGUGCCACCAGGGGGCGUACCAGGUGCUUCUUUGUAAAGACGGGACCUGGACCACCGUGCUGGUAGACGACAUGCUGCCCUGCGACGACACCGGACAUCUGCUUUUCUCUCAGGCUCAAAGGAGGCAGUUGUGGGUUGCUCUGAUCGAAAAGGCACUUGCCAAGCUCCAUGGGUCCUACUUUGCUUUGCAGGCAGGUCGUGCCAUUGAGGGCCUGGCCACACUCACCGGCGCUCCCUGUCUGUCACUGGCCCUCCAGGUCAGUUCCACCAACCCCAGAGAGGAACCCAUCGACACAGAACUCAUCUGGGCCAAGAUGAUUAGCUCCAAAGAGGCAGGGUUUCUGAUGGGUGCGUCCUGUGGGGGCGGGAACAUGAAGGUGGAUGAUGCAGUUUACGAGUCAUUGGGUCUGAGGCCACGGCACGCCUACUCCAUCCUGGAUGUACGGGAUGUGGAAAACUACAGGCUGGUGCAGCUGCGGAACCCCUGGGGCCGGUUUUCUUGGAUGGGCCCCUGGUCGGAUAGUUGGCCCCUUUGGCCCCAAGGCCUUAGGAAGAAUCUCUCUGCCAAGGGAGGAGAGGAUGGCCUCUUUUGGAUGGAGUACUCUGACUUUAUCAGGUACUUUGACUCCGUGGACAUCUGUAAGAUCCAUUCUGACUGGCAAGAAGUGAGAGUAUCAGGCAUUUUCCCUCGAGGAGCCAGUGUACCUGUGACUGUGACCUCUCUCACCAUUUUGGAGAGAACAACUCUGGAGUUUGCUCUGUUCCAGGAGGGGAGCCGGCGUUCUGAUACAGCAGAGAGCCAUCUGCUGGAUCUGUGUGUCCUGGUGUUCCGUGCGGUGUUUGACAGUGGUAGUGUUCUGGUGCUGGGCAAGCUAAUAGCCCACAGCAGGCGCUCCGUCAGGAGAUUUGUGGGCUGUGACGUGAUGCUGGAGCCUGGGGAGUACGCCGUACUCUGCUGUGCCUUCAAUCAUUGGGAGAAUUUAGAGGCUAAGGCUCACCAAACAGAGUCUAGCUGUAGUCGGAGGCUCCCUGGUUACACCCUCGCUAUCUACAGCUCCCGACAAGUAGUGGUGGAACCUGUCAAAGCUUCAGCCAACACCAUAGCAGAUGCCAUAAUCCUGCUGACUGAAACACGCGGGGAGAGACAUGAGGGCCGGGAAGGCAUGACAUGUUACUACCUCACCCAUGGUUGGGCUGGUCUCUUGGUGGUUGUGGAGAACCGUCACCCCAGGUACCACCUCCACGUGUCAUGUGACUGUAGUGACAGCUUCAAUGUGGUGUCCACGCGCGGGUGCCUCAAGACCAUCGACAGCAUCCCUCCCCUUCAUAGACAGGUGCUGGUGGUUUUAUCUCAGUUGGAGGGCAACGCCGGAUUCUCCAUCACACACAGACUGGCCCACAGGAAGGCAGUCCAUGCCUUGCUGGGUGACUGGACCCCUAACAAGGCUACUCACAGCCCCCCACUCACCCACCACACGGCAGGCCUCCACCGACCUCGACCACUUUGACCAAGGACUCUACACUCUAGACCAGAGGUCUCAAACCGGUUCCACGGAGGGCCGAGUGUCUGCAGGUUUUCAC